AUGAAGCUGGUCCACAUACUGUUGUUGCUGCUAGAAAUCACAAUCCUAACACGCUGCGUGAUGGGAAAGGCAGUGACUUCCAGCAUCGGGAACGAUACGGGUGUGCAGUUGACUAACGUUGGAACGGAACCAUCGGAAUCUUCCGACGACAUCCCGACGGAGAAAGAGGAUACUAUCGGCGCAACUACAACUACAACAAUCAAUCCGGCUAUCAACGAAGUUAACACCUCCGACGAUGAAGUCCCCAUUUUCAAUCGCAACCAGGUAACGUUGGAUUUACCCGGCGAUCUAUUCUCUUCCACCGCCAAUCUAACUCUUCGUUUGCGCAGUUUUAUUGGUGACUUUAUUACGCGCACUUCGGUACGAAUUGCGCAAGUGGUGCGAUUCUUUCAGCCACUGUUCGGAUACCAUCUGAUGAUCGACAUCCCGAAGGAGCUGGACGUAUAA
Messenger RNA from Anopheles maculipalpis, 447 nucleotides. RefSeq lists its product as uncharacterized. The record is from RefSeq and is a predicted model, not a curated record. NCBI's taxonomy places the organism in Eukaryota, Metazoa, Arthropoda, Insecta, Diptera, Culicidae. The transcript is spliced from 2 exons. The coding region runs from base 1 to 447 and encodes 148 amino acids.